Clonostachys rhizophaga is the source of this 798-nucleotide messenger RNA. NCBI's taxonomy places the organism in Eukaryota, Fungi, Ascomycota, Sordariomycetes, Hypocreales, Bionectriaceae. The record is from the annotation of a GenBank genome assembly.
AUGAGCUCAACAUCUCCCUCUGUCAAACGCCCCGAGACGGUCAAGGACGUCCCCUACAACCUCAUUUACUGGCCAACCGUCCCCGGUCGCGGUGAGGCCAUCCGCCUUAUGCUGGAAGAAGCUGGGGCCUCCUACACAGAUACAGCGGUCGAGGAGAAUGCUAUCGAGUUGGUCAUGGCCCAGACCUCCAAAACAAACACGGGCGAUACCUCCAAUCCCCCACCCUUUGCACCCCCCAUCCUAAAACAUGGCGAUCUUAUAAUCCACCAACUGCCCAACAUUCUUCAGUACCUAUCCACCCGUCUUGGUCUCGCACCGAAGUACGACAAUGAGAGCAAUGGCAUCUUCCACGUCAAUCAGCUUGCCCUUACGGCGUUGGAUGGGCUGAGCAACGAGGCUCAUGAUGUGCACCACCCGAUUUCUGUGGACUAUUACUAUGAGGAUCAGAAGGAAGCGGCGAAGAUGAGGGCGCAAAACUACAUUGACAGCCGCCUUCCCAAGUUUAUAGGUUACUUUGAGCGUGUGCUCAAGGGCGAGGCUAGUGGGGAAGGGCCAUGGUUGUAUUGCGGCUCACUCUCGUAUGCUGAUCUGGUUUUGUUCCAGUGCAUCGAUGGGCUUAAAUUUGCCUUCCCCAAAACGCUGGCUAAGAUGGAGGAGAGCAAAGAGUAUGAGGGCGUGUUCAAGCUGUAUGAUGCUGUCAAGGAACGCCCACGGAUCAAGAAAUAUCUUGCGAGCGAUCGAAGGCAGAAGUAUGGGAAAGGCAUCUGGAGGCACUACCCCGAGCUUGACUCGGAGUAG